GUCCCCUCCGGCGAUCCGUACUCAGCUGGCUGUUGUCAUUGGAGACGGCUGGUGACAGCUGGGGGGAGAUCUGACAGCUCAUGGCUUCUCCACAACAAAGCUAUUGUGUGGCCGAGGAGAGGAGCGGGCAUUGCGCCGCCAUGGACCGGCACUGCCUCUAUGUGUGGGGGGGAUAUGUGACAAUUGAAGAAAAUGAAGUUUACUUGCCAAAUGACGAAAUCUGGGUCUACGACAGUGAAUGCGGGUUAUGGAAGAUGCACUUAACAGACGGAGACUUGCCCCCUUCAAUGUCUGGAAGUUGUGGAGCAUGUCUGAAUGGUAAAUUGUAUAUCUUCGGAGGAUAUGAUGACAAAGGAUACAGCAAUCAGCUGUAUUACAUGGACCUGCACUCAAAUGGAGCGUUCACAUGGAAACAUGUAAAGAAUUUCCAUGGACGGCCACCGACCCCAAGAGACAAACUUUCCUGCUGGGUGUACAGAGAUUGGUUAAUUUAUUUUGGAGGCUACGGAUGCCGAAGACACAGCGAAAUAAGCGAUUGCUUUGAUGUACAUGAUGCAUCAUGGGAAGAACAGAUGUUUUGGGGAUGGAACAACGAUAUCCACGUAUUUGACACUCAGAAACAAGCCUGGAUACAGCCAGAGGUAAAGAGCGCACCACCACAACCUCGAGCCGCUCAUUCUUGUGCCAUCCUGGGGAACAAAGGAUAUGUGUUCGGUGGACGGGUGCUGCAAACACGGAUGAAUGAUCUGCACUUUCUGAACCUGGACACUUGGAUAUGGUCCGGAGGGAUCCAGAUUACAGGGAGCGCCAAGGGGAGAUCAUGGCACACACUCACACCUAUUGGAGAGAAAUUAUUUCUCUUCGAGGGUCUUAGUGCUGAAAGUGUUCCUCUAAGUGACGGAUGGAUUUAUAGUCUCUCUACUAGGAAUGGAAGCAGUUGACAGCAUUUAGAUAAGGAUCAACCAAGACUCUGGCAUACGGCCUGUCUGGGCAAAAGACGGAAGUCAUGGUUGUUUGGUGGCAGCAAGGAUGACCUCCUCUCCUUGGAUACUUUGUCACUGAAACAGUGA
Messenger RNA from Rana temporaria (common frog), 1070 nucleotides. RefSeq names its product kelch domain containing 1 (gene KLHDC1). Gene Ontology annotation, molecular function: protein binding. NCBI's taxonomy places the organism in Eukaryota, Metazoa, Chordata, Amphibia, Anura, Ranidae. The record is from RefSeq and is a predicted model, not a curated record.